GAGCCGGGAGCCGGGGCUGGCGGCGGGCAGGGAGGCGCGGGCGGCGGAGCGGCGGGAUGCGGCGGUGCCGGGCGGCGGCGCUGGCGGGGCUGACCGCGGUGCUCCUGGCAGCUGUGGGCAGAGCGCAAGUGCAGCAGGACCCGUGGGCAGAAACCACCGAGGGCACCGGCAUCAAAAUCAACUGCUCACACCCCAACACAGGGCUUUACGAGUUCAUCUAUUGGUACCGUCAGCUCCCGGGCCGUGGCCUCGCAUUCCUUGUGAGCGCUAUUCAAGGCUCCAAAGAGCUGCUGGACCCGCCGGGGCGGCUCUCGGUGGCGGCAAAUCGCCGGUUCAACGUCCUGUGGCUCUCCCGGCCCCGGCUCCGGGACGCGGCGGUGUACUACUGCGCCCAAACACGGAGAGAGGAGCCGGGGCUGCGGCCGAGCAAAAACCGCUGCGGGCGGGGCCGGGCGUGUGUGUCGGGGGGUGCGCGGGACAGCGGCGUCCGGGCCCGCGAGGCGGCGCUGCUGCUCCGCCCGGUACCGGCAUCAGUCCCGUCGAGGCCCCUUUGGUGCCCCGGUGCAUUCCCCGGACGCGGCUCCGGAUGCAGGGAGGCUGCAGUGCUGCACGGCAGUGUUCAUCUCCUGUUCUGGGCAUCUGCGGGAGAGGCGUUGCUCCCAGGCAGCUGAGGAACAACGCUUCCCCGCUUCUUCCUUUGCUCCCCCAUCAGACCCGUUUCCAGCUCUGUUGUCUCGGGGCUGGGAGCUGGUUUUCUG
This is a messenger RNA of Neopsephotus bourkii (Bourke's parrot), 758 nucleotides long. RefSeq lists its product as uncharacterized. Gene Ontology annotation, biological process: response to bacterium. NCBI's taxonomy places the organism in Eukaryota, Metazoa, Chordata, Aves, Psittaciformes, Psittacidae. The record is from RefSeq and is a predicted model, not a curated record.